Molecule: messenger RNA, 1091 nt
Organism: Bactrocera latifrons
Lineage: Eukaryota; Metazoa; Arthropoda; Insecta; Diptera; Tephritidae
Product: jerky protein homolog-like
Exons: 3
Cellular component (GO): nucleus
Molecular function (GO): DNA binding
Source: RefSeq, a predicted model, not a curated record
AUUGCCUUGAUUUCAAUGCCAGUAAUGGAUGACUCCAAAAUUUCAAAAAGAGAUAUGGCGUUCGGUUGCUCCAAGUUUCUGGGGAAAAACURUCUUCACAGCCCCAGUUGGUCGAUCCAUUCAAAAAAGCUCUAAAGACRAAAAUGGAAGAGCUUGGUUCAAGCCGGGAGCAAGUUUACAACGCCGACGAAUCCGGUUUAUUUUGGAAACUUUUAUCACAAAAGAUGUAUGUAUCAUCAUUAGGAAAAACAGCCACAGGAGCAAAGAUGGAAAAGCAAAGAAUAACAUUCUUGUGCUGUUCAAAUGCGGAAGGAUCUCAUCAACUCAAGCUCCUUGUGAUAGGCAAGGCCAGAAACCCCCGUUGUUUUAAGGGGUUUGACUGCCCUGUUCAUUAUAGACAUUCAAAGUCCGCUUGGAUGACUGCCCCUAUCUUCAAAGGUUGGUUCCAUCGUUCAUUCAUACCUGAGGUAACGAAAUUUUUGACAAAAAAAGGUCUACCAGUUAAGGCUGUCCUUUUAAUUGAUAACGCUCCAUCGCAUCCACCUAAGAAUAAACUUAAGAGUGAAGACGGCUCUAUUUUAGCAAUGUUUAUGCCACUCAACGUCACCCCCCUUAUACAACCCAUGGACCAAAAUGCGAUCAGGAUUACAAAACUUUAUUACAGAAACAGUCUUUUGGCUUCCGCUGCUGUAACAGGAUGUGACUUGCUAGAGUCUAUGAAGCAAAUUUCACUUAAGGACGCUAUUAUUACCCUUGAAUCUGCAUGGAAAAAAGUGGAUGAGGCUGUGCUAUCAAAAUGCUGGAACAAUGUUUUGAGUAUGCUUGAAAAUCAAGAAGAUCCUGAAGAUGAAAUUCCUUUGAAUAUCCUUCGAAGGAACUUGAAUAUGAAUAUUGGAAUCACUGCUUGCAACGUUAGAGAAUGGAACGAGGAUGCUAUUGAAUUCAAUGAAAAUGAAAUACAAGAAAUAUCCGACGAAGACGACUAUACUGUAGAGUCGCAAAAGACGAUUACAGCAAGAGAAGCUAUUGACAUAUUUAAUAAUGCUUUGGAAUGGGCUGAAAGUGAAAUGGUUGAACAAAAGGAAUUAAAU